AUGGCAUUGAAUAAGCCUGAGCGUGGACAUGUUCCCAUUUCUGUUGACAAAAAGCAUUUCUACAUUCAUCCAUACUACACACGAAAUAAUACUAGGCAUGACAUCGGUUUGAUUCAUUUGCCGCGCAAAGUUCUGUUUUCAGAGCAUAUUCAACCGGUAAAAUUACCAACCGCAUGCAAAUCAACAUUACAUAAUAUUGACGCUUUUGCCAUGGGCCAUGGUAUAACUAGCGAUGAUGCCAGUACAUGUAAUGAGUUGAUUUUUUCUUUCUUGAAAACUCUUUCGCCAGCCGAUUGUCGUGAUACGUUUCCAGUUUCUUCAAAACAUACAACAAUUAUCUGCGCUCAAAAUGCUGUUAAAGGUCAAUCGGUUUGCAGAGAUGAUAGCGGCGGUCCACUAGUCUCGCGGGCCAAUGGCACUUUGAUUGGAAUUUCAAGCGGCGGCGUUUUACAGAUGGAUGUGACAAAGGCCUGCCGCAAGGAUUCACAAAUGUAUACCCUUAUCUCAGCUGGAUUAAUCAUUACACCCGUUUGAACACUCCGACUUGUUGAUUGCCAAUCAACCAGAUUUCGUAAUACAAGAAUUUGUAUAAACCGAAAUUGGCCGAAAUGGUUAGCAACUCGCUUUGAAUUUUCGAAUUAUCGCAAAACUUGUACACACAAAUAUUUAUUAAAUAAACCGUUUUUCUUCGAAUUAUCUAUUUUCAUUAUUACAUGAGUUGAUUACAAGGUAUACAUAUAUUUCACAUCAAAAUCAAAAGGUUGGCAAUUCCAAAACCGUUUCGCAAUCUGCGCAAAUUCACAAAAAUGUUGUUUCUCGGAAUGUCUGGCAAAAGAUAAAAAAUCUCUACAUUCAAAAAUUGAUAAAU
Sitodiplosis mosellana (orange wheat blossom midge) is the source of this 868-nucleotide messenger RNA. RefSeq names its product trypsin-7-like. The record is from RefSeq and is a predicted model, not a curated record. Gene Ontology annotation, molecular function: serine-type endopeptidase activity. Gene Ontology annotation, biological process: proteolysis. Lineage: Eukaryota; Metazoa; Arthropoda; Insecta; Diptera; Cecidomyiidae. The transcript has 4 exons. The coding region runs from base 1 to 534 and encodes 177 amino acids.